AUGCAGUUAGCUUCAUUAUUUCGAAAUCAUGGAAGAUUUUGUGCUUCUCAUCCUUGGGAGGUCAUAGUAGCAACGUUAACUAUUACAGUUUCGACUUUGUCUUUCAGUUUAAACUCCAAUUCUAUCGCUGAAGAUCUCUGUCGAAACGGAAAAUCUUGUGAAAGCCAUCAAGAUAAAAAGACCCGCGGCGAUGUUAUUGUUUUGACGACCACUAAUUGCUUAGUUGUGGUAUGUUGGCUAUAUCUUCAAUUCAGAGCCCUUCGUAAGCUUGGUUCUAAGUAUCUUCUAGGAGUUGCUGGUUUAUUUACCUUGUUUGCCAGUGUUGUUUUCACUCUAAGUGCCAUUCGUCUGUUGAAACAAGAUAUAACGGGCUUGAAUGAAGCCUUACCUUUCUUUCUAUUGUUGAUGGACUUAUCGCGUGCGAGAAAACUAGCUAAAUUUGCUCUUAAUGCAGCGUCCAAGGAUGAAGUUAUAGAAAAAAUCGGUGAAGGAAUGGCAACUCUCGGGCUUACCAUUACUUUGGAUACCUUUGUAGAAUCGCUAGUGAUUGGUGUCGGUACAUCAACAGGCGUGAAAGAACUGGAAAGAAUGUGUUGUUUCGGCUGCAUAUCCGUCAUAGCAAAUUAUCUGAUUUUCAUGACAUUCUAUCCUGCCUGUUUGUCGUUAGCGUUAGAAUUUUCACAUGGAAGUUCGGAAUACCGUCGUAUGUGGGAACUGAACCGUUCAUCUAUCGAUUCCUCUUCAUUUAAGCCUAAUCCUGUAGUGCAAAGGGUCAAACUCAUCAUGUGCGCUGGGCUAAUGUUAGUCCAUUUCCGCAGUCGGUUCUUUGGCGGAAUUGAUAAUGAUCAAGGAUUAUCUAUUCAAUCUAUUUUCUCUCAAGAAUCAAGCAUCUAUGAGAAGUGGUGGCAACGAGUUUUGGGGAUGAGACCAGAAGAGGUAAUAUUUCAAUACAUCACCGUAGGAGUUGCUGUAUUUCUUGUGCUUAAAUAUGCACUAUGGGAAAAACAUGAUGAUACCGGCAGCAAAUUAGCCAAAGAGUUCAAGAAGGAUUGUAAUAAAAAAGAGAAAAUUGUUACUAGUAAUGGAACUGUAACUGAUGCUGAAAACCACACCGAGAAACUAUCGGCAAAUGAAAAAAAUACGAAUGAAAGCUCUCCGUCAGUACCAUUAAAGGCUGGGCGUGAAGUAGUAGCUAGGAAGGAAGAAAACACGAAAGGGGAAGAAGCAAAGCCACAGUUUUUUAUCGAUACCAACUCCGAUGAAGAAUCUGACCGUGAUAGUAAAAGUGAAGAAACUGCCGACAGGAAAAUACAAGAGAGAGAGAAAACUCUGGAAGAAUGCCUUGAAAUUCUUAAUAAUAAUGAGAAAUCUUGUGAUCUGUUAACCGAUAAAGAUAUCCUGAGGCUUGUUGAGGCUAAACAUAUUGCUCCAUACAAACUCGAAUCGGUAUUAAAUAACCCUGAACGUGGCGUUUCCAUUAGACGUCAAAUUCUUAGUCAGAAACUAACUAAUGUAAAUGCAUUGGAGAAACUUCCUCUUAGCAACUAUGAUUAUUCUUUGGUUAUAGGAGCCUGCUGCGAGAAUGUAAUUGGUUAUACGGCAGUGCCUGUAGGCGUUGCUGGACCUCUAUUCUUGGAUGGAAAACCGUACCAUGUACCAAUGGCAACUACAGAGGGAUGUUUAGUCGCCAGUACCAAUCGCGGAUGCAGAGCAUUAACUCAAUGUAACGGAGUACGAUCUGCUAUUUACAAUGAUGGUAUGACUCGAGCACCUGUUGUCAAGUUUCCUUCUGUAGGAAAAGCUUGUGAAGCCAAGUUGUGGUUGGACGAACCCGAUAACUUUGAAGCUAUCCGAAAAGCUUUUAAUGCUACUAGUCGAUUUGCUCAGCUAGUAGGAAUUCAUUGCGGUUUGGAGGGUCCACUGCUUUUUAUUAGAUUUAAAUCCAGAACAGGAGAUGCAAUGGGAAUGAAUAUGAUAUCAAAGGGUACAGAUGCUGCUCUUCGGUGUCUGGAAGACGCCUUUCCGGAAAUGGAUAUUAUUAGCUUAAGUGGAAAUUACUGUACUGAUAAAAAGCCAGCAGCGAUCAACUGGAUUGAAGGUCGAGGUAAAUCUGUCGUGUGCGAAGCUGAAAUUACCGCGCGAGUCAUCAAAGAGGUUUUAAAAACAACCCCCGAAGAUUUAAUAGAAGUUAAUUACGACAAGAAUUUAAUUGGUUCAGCUAUGGCUGCUUCCAUUGGUGGUUUUAACGCUCAUGCUGCUAAUAUUGUAACGGCAAUAUAUAUUGCUACUGGCCAGGAUCCAGCUCAGAAUGUUGAAAGUUCUAAUUGUAUCACAACCAUGGAAAAACAUGGUGAAAAUGUCAGAAUGUAUUGUACAAUGCCUUGCAUAGAAGUUGGAACAGUUGGCGGUGGUACUAUAUUAGGUCCUCAAUCUGCUUGCUUAGAGAUGUUAGGAAUACGCGGUGCAAAUGUAUCUUCACCAGGAGAAAACGCCAGACAACUAGCUCGGAUAGUAUGUGCCACUGUAAUGGCAGGUGAACUGUCACUACUUUCUGCUCUCGCUGCCGGGCACUUAGUGAGAAGUCACAUGAAAUACAAUAGGUAA
This is a messenger RNA of Trichoplax adhaerens, 2604 nucleotides long. RefSeq lists its product as uncharacterized. Gene Ontology annotation, cellular component: endoplasmic reticulum membrane; peroxisomal membrane. The transcript is spliced from 21 exons. The record is from RefSeq and is a predicted model, not a curated record. Bases 1 to 2604 code for a protein of 867 amino acids. Gene Ontology annotation, molecular function: protein binding; NADP binding; hydroxymethylglutaryl-CoA reductase (NADPH) activity. Lineage: Eukaryota; Metazoa; Placozoa; Uniplacotomia; Trichoplacea; Trichoplacidae. Gene Ontology annotation, biological process: coenzyme A metabolic process; sterol biosynthetic process; isoprenoid biosynthetic process.